Dinoponera quadriceps is the source of this 3521-nucleotide messenger RNA. It is a transcript of the gene Mmp2, whose product is annotated as matrix metalloproteinase-2. The transcript is spliced from 10 exons. Bases 8 to 1756 code for a protein of 582 amino acids. The record is from RefSeq and is a predicted model, not a curated record. Gene Ontology annotation, molecular function: zinc ion binding; metalloendopeptidase activity. NCBI's taxonomy places the organism in Eukaryota, Metazoa, Arthropoda, Insecta, Hymenoptera, Formicidae. Gene Ontology annotation, biological process: extracellular matrix organization; proteolysis; collagen catabolic process. Gene Ontology annotation, cellular component: extracellular matrix.
UUAUCUCAUGAAGUUCGGCUACUUGCCGCAGACCGACGUGGAGACGGGCAAUCUACGGACAGAGGAUCAACUCAGGGAUGCCAUAAAAAAUCUGCAGAAAUUCGGCGGUAUCCCCGUGACGGGCGAGAUCGAUGAGGCGACGCAGAAACUAAUGAAGGCGAGGAGAUGCGGACUACCAGAUCAGCCGGAUCCUAGAUUCGGGAGGACGAGACACAAGCGUUUCACCAUUCACGGGCAGCAGUGGUCGCAUCGGAAUCUCACCUGGAGCCUGAGAUCCGAGCAGCCCAGUGGCCUGGAUACAGGCGGAGUCCGACUGGAGCUGAGCAAGGCCCUCGACCUCUGGGCCAGGAAUUCCAGGCUGACCUUCCGGGAGAUUAACAGCGACCACGCUGACAUUUUGAUCUACUUCCGUCGGGGUUAUCACGGAGAUGGAUAUCCAUUCGAUGGCAGAGGUCAGAUCCUGGCGCACGCGUUCUUCCCGGGCAAGGACCGCGGCGGGGACGCACACUUCGACGAGGAGGAGAUAUGGUUGUUGCAGGACGACACUAACGAGGACGGCACCAGCUUGUUCGCGGUGGCCGCUCAUGAAUUCGGCCAUUCCCUGGGACUGGCGCAUAGCUCGGUCCAGGGAGCUCUCAUGUAUCCCUGGUACCAAGGACUGAGCCCCAACUAUGAGCUGCCGGAGGACGACCGGCACGGGAUUCAGCAGAUGUACGGCGCUCCCGAGGGGAAGCUCUGGGCUAGUAUACCAGGUGGUCCGCUACCUCCGGAAAGACCACCACCGCCGACGACAACGACGACGUUCGUCCCGACGACGUCCAGGCCUUGGAGGACCAGGCCUCCCACCAGGCCCAAUCAUUAUCCAGAUGACGGCAGACCUCGACCACCACUGGGCCGUUAUCCGCAAAAGCCGGACUAUCGGCCGCGCAAACCGCACCGGCACCAUACGACGACGAUGACGACGACGACGAUGCGACCGACACCGAGAUUCAGGCAUCGGUGGACCCCGUUGCAACGGGAUGACGUGCCCGACAAGUGUGACACCAGCUACGACGCAAUCAGCAUCAUCCGCAGGGAAGUCUUCGUCUUCAAGGGACGGUAUUUAUGGAGAAUAGGCGAGCAAGGUAUUUAUGAGGGAUACCCAGCGGAGAUUGUUAGGCUGUUCAACCUGCCGUUAGACAUUGACCACGUGGACGCUGUCUACGAGCGGCCGGACAAGAAGAUAGUCUUUUUCAUCGGUCGCGAGUACUACGUCUUCAACGCCAACAUCCUGGAGGCGGGUUACCCGAAGCCAUUGACUAAUCUGGGGCUACCGGCUGUUUUGGAGAAGAUUGACGGUGCCAUGGUGUGGGGUCACAACGGCAGGACCUACUUCUUCAGUGGCUCCAUGUACUGGAGGUUCGAUGAAACUGUCAAUUACGUGGAGCUGGAUUAUCCCAGGGACAUAAGCAUGUUCGCCGGCGUUGGAAACGACAUCGAUGCCGUGUUUCAAUGGAAGAACGGUAAGACGUACUUCUUCAAAGGCAAGGGCUUCUGGGAAUUUGAUGACCUUAGGAUGAAGGUGGCUCACGAGAAGCAGAAGCUCUCGGCACCGGUUUGGAUGGGCUGUCCGCCAGUAGUAGAGACCAACGACAUCGAGACCAAUCUGCCCAGGAAAUCGUUGAUUGUCAUCUUACCUUCCACCGCGAAUGCAGUCACUCCGAUAUUCGCAAUGGUCGUCAUGAGUUUCUUCACAAGGAUACUAUUGCCGCUGUAACGCGCGUAUCCUUUCAGCCGACUACGCGACGGGGUAUCACACCUUUACACAGGGAGAUUUUGCGCGCGUGUACGAACGUCAAACAAGCUAAUCGGAUUUUAACGUCGGAGGGUCGUCGAUGGGUCGACGAGCGGGGCACGAGAAGGCGCGACUGCCCUCGCUGGUCGACGGAUUGAGCGAGAUUUCGAAGGAGAGAUCGCUCGCAUAGCGCGACGCACGCGACGUCGCAUCCUCGAGAUUUCCCCGCCGAUUCUCCACACGAAGAUUACACGGUUCGAAGAAAGCUCUGCGGAUGAUAUCGAGCCACCUUUUUUUUUUGCGGUGCGCCUCUAAGGAGAGGAUUUUUUUCUUCGCGAAAUGAAAGACGUCAACCAAAUUAUCUCGGAAUUCUAUUGACGAUAUCAUAAAAUAAGGUCGGAAAGGUACGGCAACUAAAAUCGUAGCUAAUUUGAAUGAACGUAAGAUAUGCUCCGCUCUUUGAUAAAUUGAACCAACGAUAUAUGUUGGUGCGGGGAUUUUUGCGGAUUUCUCAUGAUCUAAAAUUCUAAGAAAGCCUAAAAUCGAAAGUUUCUCUUUCGCGAGAAUUCCGCAACAGCCCAACAAGGAUUGGCCUUUCUUCUGUGUAUGAUCUAGGUCCGAGUCAUCUCUAUUUACCGGACAAAGUUGCGCUGCCGCACGCAUAUUUUUGUACACUGUCUUUUUACACGGCUGCAUUUACGAUGUACGAUUUUAACUUAAGACAUAAUUUAUAUAGGUGGACGAAUCCUUACUAUCCUAACGAUUAACGAACCAACCACUGCCAAAAGAAUCCAUCCAACAUUUCGAUAUUCCUUUUACAGUUUACAAUUUUACAAUCGAGAUAGAGAUCCCCGCUGUUAUCCUUUUCAAGGAUAUUAAAGCCACCGAUAAGGAUGCUCCUUUAAUCGUCCUUCCAUAAACGCGAAGCGAUCACUCGAAAGGGAAUUUCUAGGCGAUAAGAUAAUCCACGACAGAGCACGUAUUUUAUAUAGAUAUUGUAUUAAUUGAUAUCGCAUUAAUUUAGCAGAAGAGGACACGGGCAACGUGUCGCCAGUUUUAUAAACUGUGAUAUUUAUAUACCGCGCGGUCGACCUAGCUAGCAUAAUAAUAUCAAAGAGUGUAGCGCAAAAAAAUAAAAUACAAAAGUAUAUUGCAAUAAAUUCGAUCUUGCAGAUCUAUAUACGGCGUUGUUUUUCCGAAAUGCAUGGACGAACUGCGCGAGCAUUGGCCUUUCGAUCGAUUUUCUUCUCGUCGAAAGAUAAAAAAAAUGCCGAUGAUCUCUACCAAUUAAGCUUUCGCAAAAAGAUCAGAUCCAUAUAUCAUCCAAAUCUCACGCCUGCGUAAAGUUUAUCCAAGCAUUUCCAUGUACUCACCCCGUAUAUACGUGUGUUAUGAAUAAUUAUAUAAUGAUUAUACAUUAAGGUCGCGCGUGUCACUGAAUUAAUCGCGUGUCCGUUGAAACAGACGGAUGCAAAUUUAUAUAUAAAUAAUAUUUCGGUUAUAUCGAUUUCUUUUUGGUUGAAUAUCUUUAUCACGGGGAAAGUGCAUCCGGGCAAGAUUAUCUCGCGCGGUCCAAUCGAGAGGACCGAGACAAGAAGACUCAGUGUUCGUCUCGCCAGCCCUUCGUUUAUUCCAAACUUAAGGGAAAAUUAGCAUAAUGUGCCGAUUAUAUGCUGUAAUAUCAUACGAUAUAUCGUAAGAUCGUGCUUUAUAUGUGUAUAUACGGAAAUAAAAUGAUUUUACUGAA